Molecule: messenger RNA, 2423 nt
Organism: Camponotus floridanus (Florida carpenter ant)
Lineage: Eukaryota; Metazoa; Arthropoda; Insecta; Hymenoptera; Formicidae
Gene: net
Product: ras guanine nucleotide exchange factor R
Exons: 2
Coding region: 518-1738 (406 amino acids)
Molecular function (GO): DNA-binding transcription factor activity; protein dimerization activity
Source: RefSeq, a predicted model, not a curated record
UCCGCGGCGACAUCGGGUCGCUAACGCUAGUUGGUGGUAUUAGUGCAAGCGGUAGUAGUUCAGUAGUACUACUAGUGUUGCUGGUGUUGGUGGUAGUGGUGGUGGUGGUGGUAGCGCGACGAUAUUACUGGCGGCGAUGGUCGUUGGUGGUGGUAGUGGAGUGGUGUACAGACCAGUCGGGCCUCCCUCGCACACGUAAGAGCGUGAAACGGAGUCGAGAAUAUACGAAGUGACUCAGUCCGCUGUCGACUGCGAUCGGAAUAGGACGUGUGUCGUUUUUUAUCGAGUUUAUCAUCUAGACAGACCCGCGAGAUUAGUUCGCACUGAACGUCAACUCGCCCGACGAACGAAAUUCUGGGAUUACGGACCAGCGCCUUGUUACACGUGCCGAGAUUUGUGGAUCUAUAUCAGAGGGAAAAAAGAAAAGUGUAUUUGUGCGUGGGGGUGCGUGAAUCAAGGGAGGAGUGAAUCGAGGAAGGAGUGAACCGGUGAAGUGCCGGUGGUCCAUGAGAGGAAAAUGAGCGAGCACGUGGUGGAAAGUACGUUCGAGCUUUCAGCUUUCAUGAAAGCCGGUGUCAUGGCGGAUUCUGAGAGAGACAGCAGCUCCUGCAUUCUCGAUGCUGACGAGGACAGCAGAUCGGAUCUACACUCGCCUACUGCAUCUGAAGACAGCGUUGAAGUACAGGUGACGCCAAUUUCUUUGCGAAACAAGCGGAAACUAGCAGAGCCGCGCAAAAUUCAGGAACCGGCUGUCAUCACGGCUCCAUUGAAGAAGAGACGUUUCGAUCCGAUCUCUGAGGAAACCACCGUGGAUCAGGAGGAGAGUAGAUCGAUAAGCACGGCGAGUCCCUUUAGACCAUGGGUCCCUGUCUCCUGCAAGAGCGAAUCCAAGACAACUGCAUCCUCAACGACGUCGACAAUGACCACAAUGACGUCUGGCACGACGACAACGACGACGACAUCGAUGACAUCAUCAACGAAGACGUCAUCCAGCGAGAAAGAAGGAGAGAAGAGAAAGAUAGAGCAGGACGAGACGAUGCAGAGGCUGCACGAAUCAUUUAGAAGACUGCAACAUCCUGUCAGUCCAAAUAAAUCGAUUGUUUCCUCUCGACGAGAACUUCGUCAAAGAUUAUUCGAACCAAUGGUGCCGGCAGCAACGACAACAUCUACAUCUAGCAUUAUCUCCCUACCACAUUCUAGACUGCAGGAGGAGCCCUUGUCCUUGGUGGUGAGAAACGAAACGCCUCGAGUGCCAUCACAUCCCGCCGUUAGCGGUACCUACGAGAAGACACCGUCGUACAUGAUGGAACACUUAUUAGCAACCUCACCUACUCGUAAUCAUCAGAAUCAUCGAAACCACCAGAGUCAUCAAGCGGCCUCAACAUCGUCGAAACAUCAUCAUCAGGGAGGCCAGCAGAGAAACUAUAAAAACAUGACGAGGGAGAGACGAAUAGAAGCGAACGCUCGAGAAAGAACCAGGGUGCACACUAUCAGCGCGGCCUUUGAUACCUUGAGACACGCCAUACCUGCCUAUUCACACAACCAGAAAUUGUCAAAGUUAUCGGUGCUAAGGAUCGCCUGCAGUUACAUCAUGACGCUUAGCAAGAUUCUUCAAGAAAAUAACAAUGAAGUUAUGGCUACGAGGAACAAUGGCCCGGCAGAUCUGGAUGGUUGCGUAGAAUUAGUCUCCAGAACUAUCCAAACGGAGGGCAAGCUCAGAAAGCGAAAAGACGACUGAACAAAUCCCGUUUUGAACAACAUGAGGGCAACAAAGAAUUUAUACAGACGAGAAUCUGUUAUAAAUACAGAAAUAAGGAAGAUUUCGCUUCACAUACGCUUGUCAAACGCUUCGUCUUCUAUUCUCAAUGCCAUUCGAUUUGCAGGGGAGAGGAGAGCGACUUAGACUUAAUCUAAAAUAAGCUAUGUUAGCUUAAGUGAUCAUUGAUUUUUUUUAAAGUAUGCAAGGUUGUCUUGAUUAGUUGGUAGGGUAUCGAUCAGAAAAGCGUUAAUUGACAUUACAAAUUAUGGGCGUCAUGAAAAUUUCUUAUUAAGAAGAAGACACGAAAGUGUCUGCGUUCAAAAAUGAUAAUGAGUUUUGCUUGCAUAAAACAUUAUGGAAGAACUACUCACUAUUGUUAGAGAAUUUAUGUAAUAUAUUUUUCAAAAUCGCAAUAAGCGAACUUUAGAUGAAUAUUCUCUCUCGACAGAGAAAAUUUCUGGCGCCCAUGAUUAUAAGGCCAUCUACGUACCGAUAGCAGCUGUGCAACCAGACAAUAAAUCUUUAGAAAUAUCUUCAUACUUAGACGGCGCUUGGUUUAUGGCAAACACUGCUGCAAUCGUUGCACCGCAUCAUGAAAAUUAUGAUGAAAAGAGAACAAUUUUCCAAAUCCACUUUUUUACUAGUAAAUACAAAUUUCUUAUAU